ACAUUCAAAAUCCAAAUAACCCAGAUUUUUCCUUCAAUAUUCAAUAUUAGAAAUGAUAUAUUCCUGCCUGUCCCUGGACACUCACUCCCCCUGAGGACCUAGUGGCUUGGGGACUGGCUAGAAUUCAUCCUCUGGGUGUUAAAACCAAGAAUAUUUUUAGAAACACAUCUGACAUGGAAGCUUUCGUCCCUGGGAUCUCACUCCUCCAACUACUCUGAGGCCACACAAAUGCUCCUUUCAGAAUUUUCCACACAUUUCUAAUUUGUCGUAGUUGUAGACUAGAGUCUGUUGUCACACUGAGUGAAUGGACAUGAAUGGACAUAGACCAACUGUGCUCAAAUUCAGAAUCUGUGUGAAAAAGACAAGGGACUAGGUUGGGCAAAUGUAUUGUCGUUAUACCAGGACAACAAAAAUUUGCAUACUGCAUGCAUUUGCAUACUGAAUGACACCUCCCCACAGCAUGACAUAUUCAGACAGGCCAGGGAGGCCAACUAAACUUUGUGUAAGUGUAGGUUAGAUUGUGAAAUGUCAAACCUCCUGUCUGCUGUUAUCUCAAACUGCAGACGCGUGCUACACCACGCCUCAUUGGACGUCACAUCAGCAUAAGAUAACUCAUUUAACACCCAGUUUCACACUAGUUAAGUCUCCUCAGUCUGACAACUCUAACAAAGGUCAUCCUAAAAGAAAUAACCAGGUAGUUUACACCAAAGAAGUGUUGCUCUUUUUAUAGGGAACAGUCAUGAAGGGAGGAGAGUUUGUCGUUCUGUUCCUGUCUUUACUGUUUGAGUCUUCAUUGCCUCAAAUCGACCGAUGCCAAAAGGAGACGGACUGCCCCAAGGAGAACCAGGAUGUCUACUCUUCUUCCACAACAGAAAUCCCAAAAGUCCUAAAACCCGGCGCCACCGAGGUUUUCUUUGUAGACAGCCAUCUUGAAACUAUCCCAAAAGACGCCUUCGUCACAAACCCACAGCUGGAGAAGGUGGAAUUCCUCAACACCCCAACAACCUCCAUUGAGCCUGGAGCUUUUGAGGGUUUGGUCCAGCUCACACAGGUUGAGAUCUCCAGCACUCUACUGACAUUGAUCCCAGUGGGAGUCUUCAAAGAUCUGCACAACCUGGAGAAGAUUAUACUGAAAUUCAACAAGAUCCGCAGUCUGGAGAGAGGCCUGUUCCAGGGCCUUAACAAAGUAAGAGACAUCCAGCUCCAUGGGAAUGAGAUAGAAACAAUAGAGGACGGGGUGUUUGAUGACCUUAAUAAUCUUUUAACGCUUCAUUUGGCUAAAAACAAUCUCUCCGCCAUCUCUCCCGACUGGUUCUCCAAGUUAAACAAACUGCACACACUCCGUCUUUACGAGAAUCAGCUGACUUCCAUUCCUGAAGACACUUUUAGGAAUUUAUCACAAAUAAAGGAAAUUGGCCUGCACGGAAACAUGAUAGCAGAAUUGCCGCCCAAUCUGUUUCCGCACAAAGAUAAAUUAAACAAGAUCACGUUGGACAGUAAUCUUCUGACAACUUUACCUGAACAAUUCUUUGUGGGCUUCCAUCAGCUCAAAGCACUGACCCUGCACCACAACAGGUUCACCAGUCUACCACCGGGACUCUUUGGAGAAAUGCCAAAGUUAACUGAGCUGAGCCUCAGUGCAAACAGUCUCCACACUCUUCCUACAGGGCUUCUCAUCCCCCUGAAGAAGGUGAAGAAGCUCGAUUUGUCCAAGAACAGCUUUGUCACAUUGUUGCCUGAGUACUUUGAAGGUCCGGAGAAGCUGACUGAGCUGAAUCUCCAGAACAAUAGGAUAGAGUCAUUGGAUGCAGAUGUGUUUAAACAUCUACAGUCCCUGAUCACACUCAGACUGGCUCACAACAACCUCCACACACUUCCUGGUGAUGUUUUCGAACCUUUAACCAAACUCAGAAAACUCUACCUCAGUAACAACCCUUGGCAGUGUGACUGUAACCUGGUUCCUUUUCACCUCUGGAUGACGUUGAACAAUGACAAGAUUGUUUCUACUGUGGUUUGUGAGUAUCCAGAACAUCUAAAGGGGCAGGACAUCAAAUCACUAAGUGAGAGUCAACUUGUUUGCCCCACCUCUUACCCUACGACUACUUUCCUAACAACGACUCCCACUACAGUUCCACCGACUACUGCACCCAUAACCACUGUAGCAACCACUACAACUACCACCCCUAUAGCAACCACUGCACCCAUCACCACUAUAGCAACCACUGCUGCACCUACCACCCCUAUAGCAACCACUGCACCAAUCACCACUAUGGCAACAACCGCUGCACCCACCACUCCUAUAGCAACCACUGCACCCAUCACCACCAUAGCAACAACCACUGUACCUACUACCCCUAUAGCAACCACUGCACCCAUCACCACUAUGGCAACAACCACUGCACCCACCACUCCUAUAGCAACCACUGCACCCAUCACCACCAUAGCAACAACCACUGUACCUACCACCCCUAUAGCAACCACUGCACCCAUCACCACUAUAGCAACAACCGCUGCACCCACCACUCCUAUAGCAACCACUGCACCCAUCACCACUAUAGCAACAACCGCUGCACCCACCACUCCUAUAGCAACCACUGCACCCAUCACCACUAUAGCAACAACCGCUGCACCCACCACUCCUAUAGCAACCACUGCACCCAUCACCACUAUAGCAACAACCGCUGCACCCACCACUCCUAUAGCAACCACUGCACCCAUCACCACCAUAGCAACAACCACUGUACCUACUACCCCUAUAGCAACCACUGCACCCAUCACCACCAUAGCAACAACCACUGUACUUACUACCCCUAUAGCAACCACUGCACCCAUCACCACUAUAGCAACAACCGCUGUACCUACUACCCCUAUAGCAACCACUGCACCCAUCACCACUUUAGCAACAACCGCUGCACCCACCGCCCCUAUAGCAACAACUGAUCCCAUCACCACUAUAGCAACCACUGCAACUACCACCCCCAUAGCAACCACCGCACCAAUCACCACUAAAGCAACAACAGAACUCAUCACCAAUAUGGCAACAACCACUGCAGCUAUCACCACUAUUGCAACAAUACCUAUUAAUCCCACAGCAUUUUCAACAGUAGCUACAUUCACCACAUCCACACCCCAAGUAGCAACACCUCCAACAGCCAUUUUGAAUUUAACGUGUCCACUGGAGCCAGUCUUUCAGGAGCGGUCACGUGUCAUCAUGCAUCAGCACAGAAGCAAAUUUCACCAGUGCAAAUCCCGGAUGGUGAUUUACACUGCUCUGCUGGUGUUGGAGAUCGCCUACACGCUGGUGCUGGCUAAGUAUACUUUUUCACUAUACUCCCUCGUGCGGCACAGAGAGAUGCUGCACAGUGUGAAACUAAUUCACUUCUCCUACAAGAGAGAGGUCAUCCUGAGGCCUUUACAACAGGCAGAAACCCGAAGGCUUUAGAACAAAGGUUGAAAGAUUGUUUCCUGUUGAACUAAAGGAAGUGGAUCAUGCAACCUGUUGGGGCACCCUAGAAAUGCUCAGGGCUUUCUGUAUAUUGGACUUGAAUUUACAUGUCUAUAAAAUUUGUUUAAAAUGCUGAGUAUAUAUUAUUCUUCUAUUAAAAUAUACAUUUGUACAAAAUUUGAAUGAAUCCCAGAUGUCAUAAAAUUAUAGUUUAAUAAAAAAUUGAGCAUGGGUCUGGAAUGAGGAUUUGUGUUAGAGUUGUUGGCCUGACAGCUAAAGGUUAAAAACAUUAAUUAUGCAGUAUCAGGGAGCACGAGGCCAGAUUCAUUAACCCAAGCUAACCCAGUGAGAGCGACAGUAACUUCAUCACUGCCUGCUUUCUGUUCCUGAGGUGUUACUGGAAAGCAGCACAAUGACAGUUGGAUUGCAACUAGAACCUUGUUCAAGUCUUUAAUACACCCGCUAUAUUAUGCUAAUUUUACUGAAUGAGAAAUAUUUUUUAAUAUUUUUUAAUUUUUUAACAAUGAUGAACGAUGAAGUUGCAACUUGCAAUAUUAAAGAUGGACAUUGUUAAAAUGACAUGUUUUUUUUUUUAAA
Messenger RNA from Betta splendens (Siamese fighting fish), 4042 nucleotides. Its product is annotated as leucine-rich repeat-containing protein 15. Gene Ontology annotation, molecular function: protein binding. The transcript is spliced from 2 exons. Gene Ontology annotation, cellular component: extracellular matrix. Lineage: Eukaryota; Metazoa; Chordata; Actinopteri; Anabantiformes; Osphronemidae. The record is from RefSeq and is a predicted model, not a curated record. The coding region runs from base 740 to 3442 and encodes 900 amino acids.